AUUGUCGUGCGUGGGUGCGUAAGAUGCGUGCACGAUUUACUGUGCGUGAUUCUGCGCGAUGGGGGAAGGUUGGUGUAAUGGGUGGGGUCUAAACGAUGAAUCCCUUCUCUUCUCAUAUCUGAUUCGAUCUGAUUCGAGUCAGUUUCGAGUGGUCUACCAGUAUCCUUUGUAUUUGACGCGUAAUACUACAUUCACCGAUAUCCAUGUAAUGGCAGUAUUAAAUAAGCAUGAAGCAAAUAUUAGUUACAGAUCGUAGGUGUCUGAAAAUUAAUCAAGUCUUUUGUAAUUUUCAAACACAUCUUUAAAUCAAACUGUUUGGAACUUUAAUAAUUUACAAGAGUUCAUUAUAAUUUUCAAGAGUAACUGCUUUUAUAGUUCAUCUGUCAAGAUAACGAAUGUAUUGCGAAAUUCUACGGAAGAGGUGUGGAAAUCUUAUCAGGAUUAUCAGCGCUACAUUAGAUGUACUGAUCUAAGUUGUCUUGAUUUAUAUCCUGUGUAAUGUGAAUGAAUUUUGUGCCUAACAUUCCUAAAUCACAGGAAAAUAUUUGGCAAAUGUACAGAAAAUUCGCCCUUCGCCUAAUACUUAUCUGAAUCAUUCAAUUGACCGUCUGCAUGGAGGUGUUCACUAUAUAAACAUAUCAAUAUUGGAAAUCGAAAACUUGCUGUUUAAAUAAAAUGUAAUUCGUUUAAUGGUUAUAAUGAAGUGAUUAUAUCUGCAAAUUUUUACACAUUUUCUGCAUUUAUAUGUUAUCUAUAUGAUAUAUAUAUUUAAUAUACGUAUAUAUUCAUAUUAUAAUAUAUUUAAAUAGAUAAAUUAUUUAUUCAUAAUGGAAAAAAGAAGUAUCAGUGGAAAAGAUAUCUUAAGAAUGGAUGGUCUUUUACCACCAACUCGACGCUUACCUGUCUGUAAUGCUGUGACUUCUACAGAUAAGAAAAAAGAAAAAAAAUGGUCAAUUGGUGGAAUUUUGAAAAGAAUAUCAUCAAUUCGUGAUUAUGAUAGUUCUUCUAAUGAUGAAGAAAUUGUAUAUUGUACAAGACAACCAAAAUCUCGCACAGUAUUUAAUAGAAAAUUACAUAAUGUUGUGCUUCAACCAAUUGAAAAGAAUUCAAAUCAACAUUUAAAUAUUAAUGAUACUACAAAAUCAAUGGAUAUAACAAAUUUACAAAAAGAUUCUUUGAAUUCUCGUAGUAGUGAUGGAUCAUUGGAUGGAUUAAGUAAAAAAGCAAGGAAAAAUAAAUUAAAAGCACGAGUAGAAGCAAAACGAGACCGUAUUUGUGCAGAUAGUAGUUCAGAUGAAGAUUCACGUAAAUCUUGUAAUUCAUUGACAAGAUAUCAAAAUGAAAUUGCUGCACAUAGUACACAGAAAAAUAUUUCUUGUAAUAGAAAAAGUCGUGCAGCACGUACUGAACGUUAUAUAAAACGUUUAUCAAGAGAUGAAGGUCACAAGUUUCCAGAAAAUUUAAACAAUAUAACAAAUAAACGCACCAGUCUUGAUUUCAUGAAUGAAGAACAAUCAUCUGUUUCUACAGAUGCAAAUGAACCAUUUCAAUUUUCAGAACAAUCAUCAUACUAUAUCAAUUAUUCUAACAGUAAUACCUUUCCAAUAAAAAAAUCUGCUGAAAAUCUACGACAAUCUGGAUUGAUUGUACCUAAUUUACAAACAAAAUCAUCUACUGAUCUCACAAAAUAUCCAAUGAGCCAAUAUAUAACAGAUUUAAACCAAAAUAAUACUUAUGCAAAACCAAAUGUUUUAUACAGAAAUAAAAAUAAUUUAAAUCAAGAAGAAAAUAAUGUUUUCAAUUUAUCUAUGGCUAGUAAUACAAUUUAUGCUGAUCCAUAUGAUUAUACGAGAAAUCGUCAGUUUGCGAGUCGAAGUUCUUCUCCACCUGAACCUCCACCAAGAGAUCCACGUCGAAUUUUUACUUAUGGUUGUAAUUCUUUUCCAUUGAAUGAAAACUUUGGUGCAAUGAAAUACGAUGAUACUUUACGUACUAAAAUGAACGAUAUACAUGAAGUUACUAAAGAUCAUGUAAAAAGUUUAAGAUCCUAUGAUUCAAAUAAUGAAAUCAGUUGGUGUGGCUCGAUUAAACAUUGUCCACGACGUCCAUUGUCUUUAACUAUAAGCUCAACACCAUCUUGUAAUUUAUCAGAAUGUACAAACAAUAGACACAAUUCAACUGGCAGACACAUAGAUGAACCGAUGUUUAAAGAAACAGAAGCAAUGAAAUGUCAAAGGAGAAAUGAUCGAAAUGAUCAACUUACUUCAAGCUUUAAAAAUUAUGAUACCAAAAUGCGUGAAAAUAGAUUAUCUACUACUUAUAUUAAAAACAUGCAUAAUAAUUCCGUUUCACCUACUAUUAAUAAGUCUUUGGAUAGUUCCUAUACGAAAUCACCAAUAAAACAAAUUUCAAUCGAAAAUUUUUAUAAUUUACCAAAUGAUACAUUUGUUGAUCAUUUAAAAAUGGAAGAAAAUCAAUUAAUUAGUGAACAAGACACUUUAGAAAAAAAAAGAAGUUCUAAAAAUCUUGAAGAAGCGCUUUCUGAACUUGAAGCAAUAUAUAAUAGCCUCCGUUUAGGAGAUGAAGAUCUUCUUGAUAGAGCCGAACGACGUAGUAUGGAAGAAUUUAGUCUUCGUCAAGCAAAAACCAAUACUAUUUCAUAUAUUUCAGAAGAUUCUACAGAUAGAACAAAAGAUGAUAUGGCUUACAGAAGAAUGCAUCCUAAAGAGAGACCUGCAUCAUUGUCGGAAGUGGUUGGUCAAUCUGCACUCUCUAAUAUCAGUUAUCUGAUAGCUUCGCCUAUUUUAUCACGCAAAGAUAUAACUGAUGAUUAUCUAUAUGCUGGAAAUUGUGCAUCGCGUCGAGACGAACCAGAUGUGACACGAGAUGAUGUUGUUUAUCGGAGCAUUCAACAUGCUAAUAACACAUUAAAGAUAAUUGAUCCUCAACCUCCAUUUGGAAUUCCUUUAGGACCGGUAACGGCUGCCACAGAAAGCGACUAUUUACACACCACACCAACUAAACCAGACUAUCCUCGUUCGUCAUACAUACCACAGUGCGAGCCUGACAUUGUUACCGAUGAUUUGGCUUAUAGAGCUCUCAGAAAGGAUGCCAAUACAUCGAAAAACAUUGUUGAAAGUAAAAACAGUAUUAUUAGAGAUCAGGAAAUUACUUUUGGUACCAAAAAGAAACGAGCGGUUAGAUCUUUAUCUGCUAAUUUAUACGGUUUAAUUAAUCAUGAUAGAAUUCAUCUUCGAAGAGAACCUAGUCUUCAAGAGAUCAAAGAUGAAAUGAGUAACACUAUAAUAGAUAUGAAAUCUUUACCGAUACGAUCAGAUAGACGCGUUGUAAGCGAUGGUGAACUUUCCGAUUAUGAUCGAUGGCAUUCUGAUAGUUUAUUGAGAAAUUCCACUAAAGUACAGGACUUCGAAAAUAAAAAUGAGAAUGAUACAAGAGCACAAAACUCCAUAAUAUCUAAUGAUAUAUUACCUAAUGCAUUAAACAAUGAAUUCUGGCAGAAUUGCGUGCAGAGCAAAUCUAACGAGCCAUAUAAUCAAGAUACAGAAACUGAUUUCACAGCGUAUAGUCGUUUAUGCCAAGAUUUAGUUAAUUUAAUUGAAGGACAAAAUGAUAUGGAAAUGAAAUCAACUGAAGAAACACAUGUUCGUUCAGAACUUCCUGUAAUAGAUGUUUCAAAUGAUAAUAAUAAGAUGGAAGAAUCCUCAAUUUUACAUAUUCAAUCUUUAGGUAAUCAUUAUUCAGAAAAUAAUAUUGAAAAUCAUAAAAAUAAGGAGAACAUAGAGAAACAAACAGAAAUUCUCACUAAAUUUGAAAAAAAUAAAGAUUCUGAGAAGACUGACGAUAAUACGUUUGAUUUUUAUCUUCGUGUCGCAGACGAGAAUGUUAAACUAAUUGCAGAGGCGUUUAGCAGUGUGGCAGAUCACUUACGUGAUAGUCGUUUAAGCCAAAAGAAUUCGCUGACGUCGUAUCAUUCUGAAAUAGAAACCGAUAGUACAGCGCCCAAUACUAGUACUCGUAGCUCCAUUACUUGUAGUCAAGACGAUACAAAUGACGAUUUGUCUAGUUCGUCAAGGAUCACUGAUAUAUUAAAUGUAGUUCCUAAAGAAGAUACAACGAUAACUUUAAACGAGGACUGCAAUUUGAUAGAAUCAGAAAAAACAAGAACUAAUUCGCAUACCGAUCCAAAACUUGAUUUAUCCAAAGCUGUUUAUGAUUUACAAUUAGCAGCAGCGAGUUUAUGCAAACAUGAAAAGGAAAUUGAAGAAUUAGAAGCAUUAUUAAAGAAGGAUGCAACCAAUAAUAUUUCUUGCAAUAAUGUUUCGAUUAAAAAAGAUAUUUCGUCAUUAAAUAUUAUUGAAACAAAUUCAAUGACAUUAAACAACGAAAAAGAAAAAGAAAGCGAUCAAGAAAAAACUGUAAUAUCAACUGCUGUUAAACCAGAAAUUGAUGAACAUGACUCAAAUUGUGAAGGUGAGAGUACAAAAUGCAAGGAUACUUAUGAAUUGUAUGACAUUCCUCGUUCGACUGAAAUGCGUAUUUCAUAUGUUACUAACCUCAUAACAAUACUAUUUACUACAUAUUCUAUGGUUUUGCUGGCUUGUUUUCUUGCACUGCUUUUAGCGACCGUAGCAGCAUCAUGAUUGGAUCCUUAACGACAAGUGUCUUAAUGCAUUUCAUAAUUAGAAGGUUUGAUCCGAAACGUUGUUAUCAUUUUGAGGCUAUUAUUAUUUGAAUCAUGUUACUAAUGUCGUAGGUCUCCCGGCACUUGAUCAUUCAUGAUGUGAACCAUUCUAUUCGAGUGCAUAACUAACUGAUAUACUACGUCGUUGAGCGACAUGGCAGGACAAUUGAAUUUUAUGUAAGAUCGAGUUUCCGUGAACUAUUUCCGAAGGAAUGAUUUAUUCUUGUUGUUCUUGUUAAUAUUGUUGGUUUUAAUAAAGUUUAAAUGUUACGCUGUUGAUUUUAUUAUAUUAUAUUGCAUUUCUCAUGUAUUUCGUUAUGAAAAUAAAGAUCUGGAUUUUAGGUUGUACUAUUA
Apis dorsata (giant honeybee) is the source of this 5056-nucleotide messenger RNA. RefSeq lists its product as uncharacterized. Bases 828 to 4661 code for a protein of 1277 amino acids. The record is from RefSeq and is a predicted model, not a curated record. The transcript is spliced from 4 exons. Lineage: Eukaryota; Metazoa; Arthropoda; Insecta; Hymenoptera; Apidae.